Molecule: messenger RNA, 938 nt
Organism: Salvelinus namaycush (lake trout)
Lineage: Eukaryota; Metazoa; Chordata; Actinopteri; Salmoniformes; Salmonidae
Product: oocyte zinc finger protein XlCOF19-like
Exons: 2
Biological process (GO): regulation of DNA-templated transcription
Molecular function (GO): RNA polymerase II cis-regulatory region sequence-specific DNA binding; DNA-binding transcription factor activity, RNA polymerase II-specific
Source: RefSeq, a predicted model, not a curated record
GAGAGGGACCAGACUCUCACUCUGACAGAGGGAAGAGUCCUUCAGGGGAACCAGACCCAGAGACGCCCAAACCAGCAAGACAACACUUCUGUUCCCAGAGUUUUAGGGGGUUAAGGAACCUGAAAGUACAUGAGAGAACGCACACAGGAGAAAACCCUUACGAUUGCUCCCGCUGUGGAAAGAGUUUUACCAAGUUAGGGAACCUAAAAGAGCAUGAGAGGACACAGACAAGAGAAAAGUGUUUCCAAUGUUCCCAGUGUGGAAAGAGGUUUACCAAGUUACGGUACCUGAAACAACAUGAAGAAAUACACACAGAAGAUAGGAAGACGUACCACUGCUCUCAGUGUGGAAAGAUAUUUACUGGGUUAGGGAACCUGAAAAUACACAUGAGAAUACAUUCUGGAGAGAAGCCGUACCACUGUUCCCACUGUGUAAAGAGUUUUACUCAGUUAGUUAGCCUGAAGGAGCAUGAGAGAAUACACACAGGAGAAAAGCCUUACCACUGUUCCAAUUGUGAAAAGAGUUUUACUCAUCGAGGAAGCCUGAAAGCGCAUGAGAGAAUACACUCAGGAGAAAAACCUUACCAAUGUUCCCGUUGUGAAAAGAGUUUUACCCGUUUAGGGAGCUUGAAAAGGCAUGAGAGGGGACACACUGGAGAGAAGCCUUAUCACUGUUCCCACUGUGGAAAGAAUUUUAGGUGUUAUGCGAGCCUGAAGGAGCAUGAGAGAAUACACACAGGAGAAAAGCCUUACCACUGUUCUAAUUGUGAAAAGAGUUUUACCCAUCGAGGGAGCCUGAAAGCGCAUGAGAGAAUACACACAGGAGAAAAACCUUUCCAAUGUUCCCAGUGUGAAAAGAGUUUUAGGUGGUCAGGGAGUCUGAAAAAGCAUGAGAGACUAGUUGAGUAUCUGGAGAAAUGUAACCUCUCUAAUUCAUAG